Drosophila ficusphila is the source of this 509-nucleotide messenger RNA. RefSeq names its product protein FAM76B. Lineage: Eukaryota; Metazoa; Arthropoda; Insecta; Diptera; Drosophilidae. The record is from RefSeq and is a predicted model, not a curated record. The coding region runs from base 85 to 432 and encodes 115 amino acids. The transcript is spliced from 2 exons.
CUCGAUCUAGAUGGCUCUUGAUAAAGUUUCUCUGACGUAACUUUUUAUCGCUUCAAACGGCAUUUAAUAAAAGCAACAUUUGUUAUGGAUUCGCCGGACAACAGAUGGUACAUGUGCACCCACUGUUUUCAAAGAUGUCUUUGGAGGGAUCUUUCGGCGGAGGAACACCGAUGUUCUCGCUGCCGAUUGCCACUCAAAAUGUGUGCGAUUUGCGACAGGAAAUUCGAGCCGCGAGAUAAGUCGCAUUCCUACUGCAAACGUUGUGAUUUUUACAUACUCAAACACGCUGCCGUGAAACCUCCUCCAAUAGAGGAGAGUCAAAAAGAACGAAAGGAUCUCGAGCUGGAUACCGAAGGAUCUUCAUUCACAGAACGUUGGAAGGAGAUUCGGGCUGCCGCUGGCAUCGAUGACGAUUUGGGUUUGAGUGACUAAGCUGAAGAAACACUGUUCUUGACUUAUUUUCAACAUUUAAAAUACCAAAUAAAUAUUUUUCAUUGGCUUUAUUUAAA